Messenger RNA from Phragmites australis (common reed), 1983 nucleotides. RefSeq names its product exocyst complex component EXO70E2-like. Gene Ontology annotation, biological process: exocytosis. Gene Ontology annotation, cellular component: exocyst. The transcript has a single exon. The record is from RefSeq and is a predicted model, not a curated record. Gene Ontology annotation, molecular function: phosphatidylinositol-4,5-bisphosphate binding. Bases 17 to 1819 code for a protein of 600 amino acids. Lineage: Eukaryota; Viridiplantae; Streptophyta; Magnoliopsida; Poales; Poaceae.
UCAAAAACGUGCAUGUAUGAUGCAGUACGGCGGCGGCACGUCAGGGAUGCUCCUCGCGCCGGCGCUGGGGAGCGUCCGGUUCGAGUACACCCCGCUGUCCACCUACCGCGAUUCGAUCCGGAGAGUCGCCGUCUCCGGCGGCCUGUGCAGGUCGGCGCAGUUCUUGCCCCCGAGCAGAGACACUGCGGCGGGAGAAGGGAGCAGCUACUCCGGGUCGAGCGGUAGCUCGGCCUCAAGUCCGGCCUCAGAUGCAUCGGCCCGUUGCUCUCCCCGGUCCUUGUCCUUCUCCUCCGACGGCGACCUGUCCUUCUCCGACUGGUGGGUUGCAGCCCCAGACUGGGUCCAGGAGCUCCGGGCCAUCGCGCUGCAGAUGGUCCAUGACGGCUACAUGAAGGACCUGAUCCGAGCGUUCGGCGGUGGCCGCUCGUUUGGCGCACUACGAGCUCCUCCCGGGUGCUGGUUCCGGGAGCUGGACGUGGAGUGGGUUCUCCAUAUUGGGAAACAAGGAGACAUAGUGCAGCUGCAGCUGCAGCUGGAAGACGGAUGCGCCUCCCUCCAAGAUUUGAUGGAGAGGUGGAUCAAAGCUCUCAAGACCAUGGUGCAGGUGCUCUGCAUCACGCAGCUGGAGCUCCGUGCCAAGAGGCCGACCGUCGGCGGGGUCAAGAAGUCCAUCCAGCACUUCCUGCUGCUGGCCACCGGAAAAAUGGCGGAGCGCGAUCAGGAGGUGUCACAGUUCACGCGGUUUGCCGAGGCGAGCAUCCUCAGGAUGCUUGCCUUCGUGGACGCCGUGGCCGCCGCCGCUCUGAACGACCACCAGGCGCCGGAGACGCUCCCGGGGAUGCUGCAGGUGUACACCUGCAUCGUGGAUGACUCACCGACCGUCCUGGCCUUGUUCAAAGAAGCGUCCAGCACCUCCAUGUUCGACGCCAUGAACGCUGUCUUCCUGCAGAAGAGGAACAAGCUGAGCGACGCCAUAUGGAGCAUGAUGGAGAAAGUCAGAGCUUCCUUCUUGAGAGACGACCGCUGGCGAGUCUCGCCGGAGGUCGGGGGAGUCCACAAGACCACCAGGUUGACGAUGAACUACAUCAUGCUGUUGUCGCGCAACGAAGGUGCGCUCAAUUUCAUCCUGCAGGACCUACACCGCUUCGAAAUGCUCUUGUCCAAACCUGAUUACUACUCAAGCUCGGUUCUCAACCUCAUCAAGGAUAUGAUAUCCUGCUUGGAGAAGCAGCUCGAGAAGACAUCAAAUUUUAUCUCUGAUCCCGGACUCCGGUACAUAUUCUUGAUGAACAAUUGCAGCUUCAUCUGGCAGAAGGUUUCAUCCUUGCUCCUGCCGUCCUGGACUCCGAUCGAAGAUUACAAGAUCCAGACGUCCAGAAAGCGAGAUUCCAGGGAAAGACUUACUCCAAUGGAGGACUAUGUUAACCAACCAGAUCCGAAUCUUGCGCAACAAAUUGAAACAGAUUCGAAUAUGGAUGGCCUAGUCAGGAUCCAGAGCUACAUAGGAGCUUACCUCGAUGCCUCUUGGGAGCCAGUGCUGUCUUGCUUGUACCAUGACAUACCUCACUGUUUCCAGAGAUGCGGUGGGGUGCUGGCAAAAUUCGAAUCAGAAUUCGAAAGAACUUACGCCACGCAAAAGCUGUGGAAGGUUCCAAACCCUGAGCUUAGAAAGAGAUUGCGCAAAGCCGUCAUCGAGAAAGUCAUUUCAGGUUACAACAAGUACUUGGCGGAUCGAACGGAGAGAGGGAAGAGCAAUAGGCCCUCCACAAGGACUCCCCAUGAAUUGGAGGAGCUAUUGGAAGAGCUGUUCGAAGGAUGAUGUCGUUUGUGUUCACUUGUGCGCCUAAAGAAAUUCCAAAAAAAAAAUCAGUGAUGUAAGUACAUGUUGGAGCACUCGACUCGCAAAAUAUCUUAAAAAUUAUGAUAUACUGUUAAAAUAAUGAAAUUUGCUAUUUAUCUGAUGACAUAUUUUAUUGUUCAAAA